Molecule: messenger RNA, 1125 nt
Organism: Metarhizium brunneum ARSEF 3297
Lineage: Eukaryota; Fungi; Ascomycota; Sordariomycetes; Hypocreales; Clavicipitaceae
Cellular component (GO): membrane
Molecular function (GO): N-acetylgalactosaminide beta-1,3-galactosyltransferase activity
Source: RefSeq, a predicted model, not a curated record
AUGGCUGAGAAUAUUGCCGGCUAUACAGUUCAUGAUAGCCUUGAAACCGUACUGUCGACGGUGAAGGGGACAAAUGGAGAUUUCGACAUCUAUCACCGGCAAAACGACUGUCCUAUUGCACAUGAGCAAUGCAACGAGGAUCAUGAUGUUGGUUUCGAAGGCUGGAACCUAGACAAAUAUAAGAACGUUCAUAUAGCAGAGCAAGCCUACAAGAUGCGACCGGACUAUGACUGGUACUUUUUCAUCGACGCCGAUACCUACGUCAGCUUUCCAACAUUGAUGGAGUGGCUCCCGGCCGUUGAUCCCAACAAGCUUCAUUACAUUGGUCACGAGAAACAUUCCGGAUCCUUUCCGUUCGCACAUGGCGGUAGUGGAUAUCUCAUGUCAAAAGCAACUAUGCGACGCAUGUUUUUUGGCAAAACCAGAGUGGGAAACAAGUAUGAUGAAGCAACGCAGGACGGCUGUUGCGGUGACAUUAUGUGGAGCGAGAUUGUGCUCAACGAGACGGGACUAACUCCUGAGAACAUGUGGCCGGUUAUCAACGAGUUCAAGCCUCGCACGUUCAAUUACUACGAGGACCAAUGGUGCCAGCCUCUGAUUACGUUGCAUCACGUCAAUGGAGAGGAGAUCAACGACUUGUACGCUUUCGAACGAGGGCAAAACUUUGCCAAGAGGAUCACAAUCAAGGACAUGUACUACCGGUUUGUGGCUACCCAUCUGGUCGAAUCACGUUCAGACUGGGACAAUGGGGGUGAGGACGUCUACUACUUGGAUCGCGAGGCUAGAACGUACGAAGAGUCCGAGCUGGAGAAGGCCAAGACGGACGAGCUAUCGGAAAAGGAGCUCGUGGCGCAUAAGAACUCGUCGAGCUGCAAAGACGUUUGUUAUUCUCAGGAGGACUGCUUCCAGUGGAGGUAUCGGGAUGGUAUCUGCGGCCUGGGAUAUAACAAGAUGCGGCUCGGCAAUGCCGUAAAGAAAGACGACGAUGAAGCCAAACGAUCGUUUAGUGGAUGGCAUAUGAAUCGGAUCAAGAAGUGGAUUGAUGAGCAAGGUAAUUGCAGUGAAACAUAUCAAUGGCGGGUAACGGACGAGCAGAGAAAUAGGGAUGCAGGAGCACAAAAGUAG